Messenger RNA from Cimex lectularius (bed bug), 843 nucleotides. RefSeq lists its product as uncharacterized. The coding region runs from base 85 to 588 and encodes 167 amino acids. Lineage: Eukaryota; Metazoa; Arthropoda; Insecta; Hemiptera; Cimicidae. The transcript is spliced from 2 exons. The record is from RefSeq and is a predicted model, not a curated record.
UUUCGAACAUAUGUAUCAAACAAGUAUAAAAAGACGCCCAACAGGAGCUUCCGUCUUACUGAUUGGCUAACUUCUCGAUUCACCAUGAUCGCCGCAUACAUCUUUCUGCUUUUGUCGAUUCAGCAGGUAUGUCAUGUGGCAAUCGGAACUCCUGUUGAAGAGUUAACUUUCGACGAGUUGGAAGACAUCCAUUUUGAAUCAAACGAUAAAUCAAACAUUUCUGAUAUCUUGCCUUCUUGGCUGGUCAACUGCAAGAAUCUGUCUACGACUGCACAAGAGGUGCUACAAGUGGUCCAGAACAUCUCCACGUGGCUUUACCAAAAGCCAGUCACCAUCAUCAAAGAUUUCGACGACCUUCGCAAAUGCUCAGGCCUGUUGAAACCCAUCUGCCUCGUUAACGGGCUGAUGAAAGUCGUGAACGACUUCCAAACCAUCCAGCAUGAAGUGCAAUCACGUGUUAACAUAACUGAUACGCUUUUCAAAAAGGUGAUCAAGGAACUCGUUUGGUGCUUUUUACACGCGAGCGACGACCAACCCGAAUCGCAAUUGAUGGAGGAGUUAUUCAUGGAAAUGGAUAUAAACCGCUAAAAAAGUACCUACUUACUAGUUACAACUAUGUGAUAAAUAAAUUGAUUACCCAAAUUAUUUUAUUGUACAUAUAUUUUUUUACAAUCAUUAACAAAAAAGUGCUAAGGGAAUUUCUUGAAAAUAAACUACAGCACUGUAACUGCCAAAUGUGUUGCAUAGAUAUAGAAUAUGAGCAAAAUUAAUUUUUGUCAUGCCAGCUAACACUAAACUUUUUACAUGAUUAUACAAUAACAAUAAAUACAGUUAAUAAAUGUA